UAACACUACAACAACUCCAUUCUAACAAAAUUACGCAAAUGACUGAAUCAACACAGCUACAAACAGCAGAAAAUAAUAACGCAGGCGUUGUUAAAAUGGAACCAUUACCGCCGGCCACAACAGCAUCAACAGCAAACACCACAUUGGCCACAUCGCCAUCACCAUCCUCGGUAAUGGAUCAACAACUGCAUCAGCAGCAACAACAACAACAGCAGCAGCAACAACAAUUGGCUGCUGCAGCAGCUGCCGCCGCCGUGGCAACCCAACAAUUGCAACAACAAACCGCUUCCCUAUUAAGUGCAACACAACAAAUGCAUCAGCAACAACAACAACAAUAUGCUUUAAAAUGGAAUGACUACCAAACAUCGAUGUUGAGCUCAUUCCGUCAUCUCCGGGAUGAAGAAGACUUUGUCGAUGUCACUCUGGCAUGUGAUGAACGCUCAUUCACCGCCCACAAGGUGGUCUUGAGUGCCUGCAGUCCAUAUUUCCGCAAACUGCUGAAAGCCAAUCCCUGUGAACAUCCCAUAAUUAUAUUGCGGGAUGUGCCGGCCGAUGAUGUGGAGAAUUUAUUGAGCUUUAUUUACAACGGUGAAGUAAAUGUCGGCCACGAACAUUUACCCGAGUUCUUGAAAACCGCUCAUCUGCUACAGAUUCGCGGCUUGGCGGAUGUCAACAAUGCCGGCUUGAAUACGGCAAAUCCUUUUGCCAAUUCGGCAGCGGCAACAACCCUAAGUCCCAUGGCAAAAUCGCUUAGUAAUGCGUUGAGCAGUAAUCUAACGGGUAGUGCGGCAAAUAAGUUAAAUUUUCUAACAGCUGCCAGUCAGGCGUUGAGUCAAAAUGCUGGUAGUUCGCCGUUUACGACACCCGCCCUUGCGUCGACAAAUACACCACUCAAUAAUCUAUUAAACAACAACAAUAACAAUACAACAUCAACAAAUAACACUAGCAGUAAUGCCAAUGGCAACAACACAAGCAACAAUAACAACAGUCAUAACAACAACAAUAAUAAUAAUAGCAACAGCAGCAACAACAACAACAAUAGUAGUAGCAACAAUGGAAAAACACCUGCCAUACAGGAAUUGAAAGCUUCCUCAGCGUCUCCCGCCAACAACUGGGAUCAUUCAGAUUCGGACAGCAAUCGCAACAACCACUUGACCCCUCCACCCCAAAAACGCAUUAAAUCUGCCGAUUUGUUUCGUGCCCAACAUGGCAUCAGCCCUGAACGUUUGUUAAUUGAUCGUGACUUCCCCGUUGCUGGUCAACAUCCUUUGACACGUAAUCGCGAUCGUAGCCGUGAAACUUCAAGAGAUCGUGAUCGUGAAAUGCGUGAAUCGUUAUUGGGCCAGGCGUUGGAAAAUUCAAAUGGUUUACAGAAACAACACAAUGAUAUGGGCUCUCUACACGGUCAAAGUGCAUGCGAUGAUUCGAAUAGUUCCGAUACUGAACCCUCAGAUCGUGGCGAUGGACAAAACGAAGGUACAAUGGAUUCCAUGGACAAUCAACGUUCACAUUCCUUCCCCAAUGCAUUUUUGGGUUUGCAAGGUAUACCGGGCCUAUUGCCAGGACCCUCAGGCAUGGGUGGUGAUUUCGUGAGCCGCCGUUCCCUGGAAAUGCGUGUACGUGCCACCGAUCCUCGCCCCUGCCCCAAAUGCGGCAAAAUCUAUCGUUCAGCCCAUACCUUGCGUACCCAUUUGGAAGAUAAACACACAGUUUGCCCGGGCUAUCGUUGUGUGCUGUGUGGUACUGUGGCCAAAUCCCGUAACUCUUUACAUUCUCACAUGUCCCGACAACAUCGUGGUAUUUCCACAAAAGAUCUACCAGUCCUACCCAUGCCCAGUGCUUUUGAUCCAGAGUUGGCAUCACGUCUUUUGGCCAAGGCUGGGGUGAAAAUCUCUCCAGCUGAAUUGAGGGCACGUGCCUCACCCACAAAUGGUGGUGGUGCUGGUACGGGACAAACUAAACUGGAUGCUAGCCUCUCGAAUAACAUGAAAGAUGAAGCCGAAGAUUCCGAUGAUGAUCCCGAGGAUUUGACCACUGCCAGUGGUGGUUAUGGAGGUAAUACCAAUGCCAUUGGUGGAAAUAAUGAUUUGAGCCGUUAUCAUGAAUCGUUGUUGAGUAAUUUCGGUCAUGCCAAUACAACCAUAUCACGUAUCCGUAAUGAAGCUGCUGCUGCAGCGGCGGCCGCUGCAGCCUUGGGUCAGCAGCAAAAGGAUCUAAGUGGACAAAUACCCACAAGUACAGCAGCGGGACAAUCGCUCUUGGACACAUAUUUGCAAUUUAUAACGGAAAAUACAUUUGGUAUGGGCAUGUCCCAGGAACAUGCCGCUGCUGCCGCCUUACAUGCUGCCAAAAUGGCCCAACUAAAUGCCAUGGGCCAUGGUUUGGAUAAAUUACCACCCGGCCUCUUGCCACCUCAAUUCGAUUUGAGUAAAUUGGCCGGCCAGGCGGCUGCAGCUGCUGCUGCCGGUAAUGCUUUCAACAACUUAGCUUCGGCCGGCAACAAUGCCGGUGGCCUAACCAUUGAACCCAUUAUGCGUCGUGACAUAAUGUCACCCCACCACAAUAGCAAUGAAAAUCUGCACAAUUCUCAAAAUACACCUGCCAGCAGUAGUACCAGCCAAAAUGAUAUUCGCCGCGAUCCCUCCGAGCCCAUGGAUUUGGGUUUAGAUGGCCAAAAUCAAUCGGGUAGUCACAACAAUGAUAAUAUGGGUUCGGAUAAUGAGGAUAACUAUUCCGAAGAUGAGGGAGUGCACAAUACAUAAAUU
This is a messenger RNA of Musca vetustissima, 2765 nucleotides long. RefSeq names its product protein abrupt (gene ab). NCBI's taxonomy places the organism in Eukaryota, Metazoa, Arthropoda, Insecta, Diptera, Muscidae. The record is from RefSeq and is a predicted model, not a curated record. Bases 39 to 2762 code for a protein of 907 amino acids. The transcript is spliced from 6 exons. Gene Ontology annotation, molecular function: protein binding. Gene Ontology annotation, biological process: regulation of transcription by RNA polymerase II. Gene Ontology annotation, cellular component: nucleus.